This is a messenger RNA of Wyeomyia smithii (pitcher-plant mosquito), 4128 nucleotides long. RefSeq lists its product as uncharacterized. The record is from RefSeq and is a predicted model, not a curated record. NCBI's taxonomy places the organism in Eukaryota, Metazoa, Arthropoda, Insecta, Diptera, Culicidae. Bases 253 to 3942 code for a protein of 1229 amino acids. The transcript has 2 exons.
GUUUACAACAAUCUUGCUAGCAGCAUCUGAGCUUGUUUGCUAUCGAACAGCAACAGAUAAGAUGAGGUCUGUAUAAAAACUGAACAGCCGGCAUAAUUGUGGUGCAUAUUGGAAAGAAUGAUUCACAUUAGUUUUUUCUAAUUCAAUGAUAAAUUCGUUUGGUUUGCCUCGUCAACUACGCAGGUAAUUGAUUUUGUCUUCAAAUCGUUUUCGGGACUAAAUUCUGCUAUUUCAAAUUUCAGCUAAAAUUCGAUGGCGGGUAGAGGAAAAAUCACCACUGAUGGAUACUUUUAUCAACUUUACAGUCUUUUGUACGGUGUUCUUUGUUUGCGUGAGGAUGAUCGAUUGUCCAAUUAUAAAAUCGGAAGGGAAAUAGAAGAUUAUGAUGCGUUGGACGAUGUUGUUCUAGAGGCGGAAUUUUCGAACGGAAAACGUGUUACGUACUGUUUGCAGGCGAAACAAUCAGCAAGUAGUAAAAUUAUUGGUAUCCAAGAUCUGAAGGAAGAUAAAAAUCUAAAUGUAUUGAAGUACUUCAAAUCGUUUCUGAAAAUAACUAAACCAGCUUUGAAACCGAUUGUUCCUUUAGGCGAGCUCAGUGAAAUGAUCAUCUGGUGUCCUUAUGAUAUCCACGAAAAAGUACGUGAUAUAUGUGACCAAUACAAUCCAAUUGAUAACGAUUUGUUCAAACCCCUGAACAAGGAAUUCAAUUACGAACGCUACAGAAUAGUAAAUUACAAUGAGUUCACGAACCUGCUAGAGCAAGCUCAUCCGUUAGCAAUAUUAGCGGACAAAUUUUCGACCGUAAUCAGAAAAAAUGAUGAGUGGAGCUCGAAGCGAGCAGCCAAAAGCUGUUAUAGAGUGAUGGCCAAAGAGGUAAUCAAUUGCAAUGGACACAAUUCUUCAUUUCGGGUCGAAUUCCUCGACGGGGAAAAAACUUUGCAUCCAGAUACGUUACUGUUUCGAAAACUUUUUGAGCAAGCUUUAGAAAAGUCUCGAAGAAAGAAUGAAACGUAUACACUGAAAACGCUGAAUGAUUUUCUAAAAGGUAAUCCUUUUCAACUGAAUGUCGACACUGAUUUUACUACAGGAAAUAACGAAAGCCCUUCCUGGAAUGUUAAGGAAUAUGUCCCAGUAGAACAGGAUUUGAAGGACUUUUUCGAACGUUUCGUGUUCUAUGCCAAAGUACCAAAGGUGGCUGAUAUGGAAAAAUUACUACGAAAAAGAUUCAACCAUGAUUUCGAUCAACUUAAAGAUUUUAUGGACAAGUGCUCUUACAAAGUAAUGUUAACAAAGGCACAAAUAAAAGAUAUUUAUUGUUUGAUGCAAAUGCAACGAGAUUCAAAAGAACACGUGGAACCAAAGUUGAAUUUUGAAGAAAAAGGUUUAAUUGGACUUCAGGAACGUUUAUCGGAAACAACAUGGAAAUUUCUGUACGUUCUCGCCUUACAGGAUUACGAUUGUAGUGUUGCCCGUGUUUUCUCGGUCUUGAGCAACGAUGUCGAAGUAGCAAAGCGGUUUGUUUUGUUGCCUGAUUGGGCCAGUUGCUGGAAUGAAACAAAAAUUCUGUUGUCUAUCUUGGCUCAUAAUAAGCGGCUAGCAGAACAGGGGUUAAAGUAUAUUGUCUUCCUUUGCGAUAGCGUAGAAAGGUAUAUUGAAGAAAUCAGUAAAAAUUUCUCGUCGGCUGAUGUGAAGGUUAUUCUCGUUGGGAAGCAACCGUUUUCCAAUACGAAAUGGAGUACUUACAGCGAUAAUUUCGAUGUAAGACUUUUAUCGGAAAGAGUAAAAUAUGAAAUACUGAACAAGGAAAUAUCAUUUUUCGGUAAUCCCGCUGUCAAGGUAGAAAUGCUCAUUCCAAAAGAUGAUUUGUUUGAAACCACCGAUUAUAAGUUGGUAUUAGCGCUUUUGAGAAAUCAAGAGACAGCCCUUAUCGGAGAUGAACUAAAAGCCAAUCCCUAUUUUAUUAAUAGGUCUAUCAAGCAAAAAGCGAGUGAAUCCAAAAUUGAUAUACUCGAUAAAACAGGUCCAGCCACUAUCAUUAUUUCCGACCAAACAGGUAUGGGUAAAACCACCGAACUACUCCAUCUAGCACUAGAGUUCAGAGAAAAAUACAAGGAUUUUUUUACUGUUUAUAUGAGUAGUUUGCAAGUGGUUGAAAAUUUUCUUAAAAAUGGCGAUAAGAUGGGUAAAACAGUGGAUAUUAUUGGCGACCUAUUAAAAAAUCGCAGUGAAUUAGCUAGACUGCUUAUAGAGAAAAUGAUGGAAAUGAAAAAAUUGGUACUACUUAUAGAUGCUUACGAUGAAAUAAGUAAUGAUUACCAGGAAAAAUUCAAUGCUAUAAUUGAAUCUAUCUGUAAGGUUGGUGUUGCAAAAAUUUGCAUUACUACUAAACCACAUUUUGAAACAGCAUUAAGUAAAAUACUGCCAAAGCCGGUUGUAUGCGUUUUAGAGAAGUUUAGUGUGGAUCAUCAAAUGAGUUAUUUAAAAAAAUUCUGGAACUUGGAAGAUAGCACAUCUUUGGAAGCACAAAAAGCUGCAAACCAAAAUGCAAGAGCAGUAAUUGAAAAAUUUUCCAAAAUAUUACGCGAUGAAUCAUUACUGGGAAUUCCUAUUCAAACACACAUGAUUGCGGAAAUUUAUAAGGAUACUAUAAAUACACCAAACUUUACAGUUAUUGAGCCGUUCGAGAUUGGUGCCUUGGUAGAUAAGUUUAUUGAUAUCAUGAUGUUACGAUAUCUAGUUGAUUCUGGUUACAAGGAAAAUUUGAGAUCAUUUGACAAUGAAAGACAAUCAACGAAAUCCUCGUCAACAGAAAGUCAUAUCAAACUUGCACGACGAACGUUCCUGCGGGUACAUGACGAUGCCACGAAGGAUCUUUUCGAAAAAUGUACUGUGUAUCGCUUAGUACAACUAAUGCCUACGGUUGGCUUCGUUCACGAAAUCUACCGAGACUUCUUUCUCUCGCAGUAUAUGCUCACUUAUCAGACAGAAAGAGAAACAUUUAAAAAAUACAUGAAGAAAAAUUUCUGCAAGGACCGCAUAAAUAUUGCUACUAAGUUCCUUGACUUUCAUAUUGGCCAGAUAAAUCCCGAGACCCAACUGAAAAGAUUGGAGGAAGAUAAAAUUUCAUCCGAAACCGAAUCUACUAAUACGGUUAAAUUGCCUUCUAAGUUCAUCCGUGUUCAUAAGGAAAAGCAAAUGGAACUAUAUUGGUAUUUCAAAAAUCACUGCACAUCAGAUGAGAUAUUUACUCUCAUCCGAAACAGUUUCAAUGCGUCGGUAUUCAAUGUGUUUGAAAUGCUGUACGAUAGCCUACCGGAAGAGAUAAAAUGCAAAGUGAAGUUCCGCUUUGGAGCCAACGAGCAAAAAAGUUUCAUAAAUCUCAAGCUGAUGGGAGAAAAUCAAGUGCUGCAACUGCUGGACAUCCUAAGAAAAAAGCAUCCAGAAACAUUUUCUGAAUUUUUGAAAGAUUUCCAGUUUGACGAAGAAGAUUUUCUCGAAGUAGCUUGCAGGAAACCGUUUCUUAAGGUGAUUGAAUGGUUUGAAAAACUUGAUGAAAGUUCGAUUAGUGUAGAGCGAAGAGUAGAAUUGCUUUCUUAUAUACAGCACAGACUGCCAGGAUAUCUAAAAUUGGUGGUUCAGCAUAAUAAUAGUCAACUGUUAGAUAGCGUUAUAGAGUGGAUUGAAAAGAAGGUGUCUAAAAGCACUGUCUGCCAGAUUCUCAGGGAGCAUAACAUUAUGAAAGUUUUCGUAGAAAAUAUUGCUGAAGAGGGAGCCACCAAAAAACUGUUGGAAGAACGUCGGAUAGCGAUGAUUUUGAGCAUCCGUAAUUUCUUCCUUUGGGCGUAUGAUUGUGCCGUACUGGAUUUAGAUGGGGAGUGUCUUGCAAAAGUCCGAAAUGAGACAAUCAAACAACAGUUUCUUUCCCUAUAUAAAUUAACAUGAUAAAACAAAAGUCUUGAGCAUAGCAUUUAAAGUUUACAAAUCUUGUUCCAUUCGAAAUGGUGUUCUUUGUAAGAAGAUAGAAGAAGAUGAAAAUCAUAUGUGUUCCUUUUUAACAAUCCUGCAAAUGUGCCUACUAGUCUAAGAUGAGGAUAGUCUAUCUGAUAUGACAUAUUAUAUAUUUGAUAU